CGCCCACUGCUCUGUCGCAUGUUGUUGACUUCAGAGCUCAAACCAGUUCCACUUCUGAGGAAGAGGAAGUCAGACGGUUGUCGGGACUGAGAGGUGAAAUGGCGCAGACAGGAGUUCAGCUGCAGAGAGAAACCUUCUCUUGUCCCUGCUGUUUGGAUCUUCUGAAGGAUCCGGUGACUCUUUCCUGUGGACACAGCUUCUGUAUGAACUGUAUUAAAGACCACUGGGACACAGAGGAUGACAGGAGGAUCUACAGCUGCCCUCAGUGUAGAGAGGUCUUCACACCAAGGCCUGAAGUGAAGAAAAGCACCAUGUUAGCAGAUUUAGUGGAGGAGCUGAAGAAGACUGGACUCCAAGCUGCUCCUGCUGAUCACUGCUAUGCUGGAGCUCAAGAUGUGGCCUGUGAUGUCUGCACUGGCAGGAAACUGAAAGCUCUCAAGUCCUGUUUGAUUUGUUUGGCCUCUUACUGUGAGGAACAUCUCCAGCCUCAUCAUCAAUCACCUCCAUUAAAGAAACACAAGCUGGUGGAGCCGUCCAAGAACCUCCAGGAGAACAUCUGCCCUCAUCAUGAUGAGGUGAUGAAGAUGUUCUGCCGCACUGAUCAGCAGUGUAUCUGUUAUCUCUGCUCUGUUGAUGAACAUAAAGAUCAUGACACGGUCUCAGCUGCAGCAGAAAGGAAGCAGAAGCAGAGAGAGCUGGAUCUGAGUCGAGAAGAAAUCCAGCAGACAGUCCAGGACAUAGACAGAGACGUGAAGGCGCUUCAACAGGAGGUGAAGACUCUCAGUCUCUCUGCUGAUAAAGCAGUGGAGGAAACAGACGAGAGCUUCACUGAGAUGAUGCGUCUCCUGCAGAAAAGAAGCUCUGAUGUGAAGCAGCAGAUCAGAUCCCAGGAGGAAACUGAAGUGAGUCGAGUAAAAGACGUUGAGAAGAAGCUUCAACAGGAGCUUGUUGAGCUGAAGAAGAGAGAAGCUGAACUGAAGCAGCUCUCACUCACACACGACCACAACCAGUUUCUCCUCAACUUCCGCUCACUGUCAGCACUCAGUCCAUCUACACACUCGUCCACCAUCAACGUCCGUCCUCUGAGACACUUUGAGGACGUGACGGCGGCUGUGACAAAGGUCAGAGGUCAACUGCAGGACCUCCUGACCAAGACGUGGACAGACAUCUCACUGGCUGUGGCUGAAGUAGAUGUUUUACUGACAGAACCAGAACCAAAGACCAGAGCUGAAUUCUUCAGAUAUUCACAGGAAAUCACACUGGAUCCAAACACAGCUCACACACGUCUGUUAUUAUCUGAGGGAAACAGAAAAGUGACAGUAAUGAAGGAAGAUCAGUCUUAUUCCAGUCACACAGACAGAUUCACUGGUUAUUGUCAGGUCAUGAGUAAACAGAGUCUGACUGGACGUUGUUACUGGGAGGUGAAGUGGACAGGAAUACUAGCAGUUUAUGUAGCAGUGACAUACAAGAACAUCAGCAGAUCAGAGAGUUCAGAUCAAUGUAUAUUUGGAUGCAAUGACAAAUCUUGGGCUUUAUUUUGUAACCAAAACAGUUGUAAUUUUUUUCACAAUAGAAUCAGCACUAAAGUCUCAGAUGUUAAAGUCUCCAGAGUAGGAGUUUACCUGGACCACAGAGCAGGUCUUCUGUCCUUCUACAGAGUCUCUGACACCAUGACUCUGCUCCACAGAGUCCAGACCACAUUUACUCAGACUCUCUAUGCUGGAGUUCGUCUUUUUUCUCUACCUGGAUCCACAGCAAAGUUCUGUAAACUCAAAUAGACUUGAGUUCUUUCAGGAGCAGUGAGUUCAACUCUGAGUUUAAAUCUUUCACUUCUCUGCUCUCGUCGCUCUGAUCACCUGUCAAUCAAACAGUGUGGGCGAGUCCACUUGUUUAAAAGAUGUUUUUCUUGUCACUUUGUAAAGACACAAAUCUAUAAUCACAUUUAACAUUUGUCUCUUUGAAAGAACUCAUGUUGUUGUCGAUGUCAGAUUCUUUGAUGUUUGCUCAAAUUGUCAUGAUCAUGAUGAUCAUCAAUGACGAGGUGAUUUCUUCUUUUCUUUUCUGUCACAUUGAGGUGAAACAAAGUGAUUCAAAGUAUCUAUCCAUUGUUGAUGAUUGUAUUAUAUCAUCAUGUUGUCAUCAUUUAAUUCCUUAUAUCUGUGGAGUUUGUUUUAAUCAGCCAGAUCAUUAUUUUUUUUAUGUUUUUCCAUGUUUGAGAUCGAGGUGAAACAAAGUGAU
Messenger RNA from Solea solea (common sole), 2238 nucleotides. Its product is annotated as tripartite motif-containing protein 16-like. Bases 99 to 1778 code for a protein of 559 amino acids. The record is from RefSeq and is a predicted model, not a curated record. Gene Ontology annotation, molecular function: protein binding; zinc ion binding. The transcript has a single exon. NCBI's taxonomy places the organism in Eukaryota, Metazoa, Chordata, Actinopteri, Pleuronectiformes, Soleidae.